AUGGCUAUUACAGGAUCCUUAACCAAGAAAGCAACAGCAAGCAACAAUCUUGUUCCUGUCCUGCCUGCAGAAGUUAUUGAAUGGGAGAUACUGCCUAGACUCUCCGUAAAAUCACUUUCGCAAUAUAAAUCUGUUUGUAAAUCCUGGAAUUUGCGUAUCUCAACCGACCAUAAUUUCAUCAAGUCGCAGCUUCAUCAUAGCGACCUCAGCAGAGCCUCUCUCAUACUGCAUCAAGAAGUAGGUCAUGAAAAUUACUUUAACUCUUAUAUAGUUGGCUGCAUUAAUGGAUUAGUAUGUGUCUUCCGUUGGCACGCGGAUGCUUCAAAAGAAUUAGAAAUUGCGGUUUGGAAUCCUGCCACAAAUCUGUGCUUGGUGAUACCACCUCUUCCGAAGAGAAGUGUUAGAAGAUGUAAUGUCAUUUCAGGAUUUGGUUAUGAUUCUGUGGAGAAUGAUUUUAAGGUAAUGUAUGGUUCCCUGAUUGAAGAAAAACCAUUAGCAGUUGAUGUAUAUUCAUGCAAAGCUGCUUGCUGGAAGAAAAUUGCUCCAUCCAACAUACUUUACCGCGGGAAAAUUUCUCAAAAAUGGAAGCCAAUAAUUUUCAAUGGAUCUCCUUUUUGGUUGAUUCAGAAGAGGCAGGACGUGGAAAUCAGUCUGGUUGUGAUAUCGUUUGAUGUUCGGGUCGAGGUUUUCAGGUUGCUGCCUAGUUUCAGUUGUAUGGACAAUAACAACUUUAAAAGAUUUGUUCUCAUGAAUUUCAUGGAUUCUUUUGCGAUCAUGGUCUAUGACGUGCGAAUGCAUUCUGUAGAACCAAUUGAUGCUUAUAUUUUUAAUCAGAUAAGUAGUGUUUGGAACAAGAAGAUAUCUAUUGGACCAAUUAUAUGUAAAGAGCCGGAUAUUAAGUUGAAGGAGAUUGCUAUUGGAACAUUUAUAAGAAUACCUGAGACUAUUAUGUUGCAUAGCAUAAUACUGUGUUCUAGGAAUGGUGACAUUCUUUUUCUGAAUGCCCGUAGUUGCAGAUUAUAUGGCGUCAAUCCUAAAACCCAUACAAUCAAAUUACUUAAGGACGGCUCAUUUGCAGAACGGAUAUAUAAUUGUUUAAACUACUCUGAGAGCCUGAGUUUUGUUGAGGGGAUGAAGCCCCUUUCCGACAAAAGAUAUGGAGGCAAUUUCAUAUUUCUUCACAAAGAGACACUAGAGCUUGCCCCUAGUUAUCAAUAUAUAUGA
Molecule: messenger RNA, 1224 nt
Organism: Daucus carota subsp. sativus
Lineage: Eukaryota; Viridiplantae; Streptophyta; Magnoliopsida; Apiales; Apiaceae
Product: F-box/kelch-repeat protein At3g23880-like
Exons: 1
Coding region: 1-1224 (407 amino acids)
Molecular function (GO): protein binding
Source: RefSeq, a predicted model, not a curated record